AUGGCUGUUGGACCUAAACUUGCACUUGAGGACAGUGAACCUUUUGAUAAUCCAGCACUCUACAGAAGUACAGUGGGUGUACUGCAGUAUUUGACAUUGUCCAAACCUGACAUUUCUUACUCAGUAAAUAAGCUCAGUCAAUUCUUAAAAGCCCCUACACAACUGCACUGGCAGGCCUGUAAAAGGCUACUGAGAUAUCUUAAAAGCACCUCCAAUUAUGGCCUUCAAUUCUGUCCUAGUCAUAGGUUUAAUCUAAAGUGUUACACAGAUGCAGAUUGGGCCUGCAAUCCACUAGACAGAAGGUCAACUGGUGGCUGCUGUGUGUUUCUCGGGUCUAAUCUCAUUCAGUGGAAUUAA
Pistacia vera is the source of this 357-nucleotide messenger RNA. RefSeq lists its product as uncharacterized. The coding region runs from base 1 to 357 and encodes 118 amino acids. The record is from RefSeq and is a predicted model, not a curated record. Lineage: Eukaryota; Viridiplantae; Streptophyta; Magnoliopsida; Sapindales; Anacardiaceae. The transcript has a single exon.